AUGCGACUAACGGUUCCCGCCAUUUUGUUCCUUCUGGCCGUCUUGUUUUGCGUCGCUAGUGGGCAGUACCCGCGUCUUCGUCGCCCGGAGCGCUUCGACACCGCCGAGCAGAUAUCCAACUAUCUAAAAGAGCUGCAAGAGUAUUACUCCGUGCACGGCAGAGGAAGAUAUGGCAAACGGCAGAUGCACAUAGCAGACGCUUCCGUCACCUUCAGGGAGGCACCGGUAUACGAACACAUAAUGGAUCAAGACGGUAUCUUUAAAAACCUCGGGUACAAUAAG
Molecule: messenger RNA, 282 nt
Organism: Iphiclides podalirius (scarce swallowtail)
Lineage: Eukaryota; Metazoa; Arthropoda; Insecta; Lepidoptera; Papilionidae
Source: the annotation of a GenBank genome assembly